Acanthisitta chloris (rifleman) is the source of this 1698-nucleotide messenger RNA. RefSeq names its product endoglin (gene ENG). Gene Ontology annotation, biological process: vasculogenesis. The annotation marks the transcript as partial. The transcript is spliced from 13 exons. Lineage: Eukaryota; Metazoa; Chordata; Aves; Passeriformes; Acanthisittidae. The record is from RefSeq and is a predicted model, not a curated record.
GCCUCUGCUGUCCCUCUGAACGUGUCUGUAAUACCACGAGCUGAUUCCUGCAGCCGGUCAGCAGUGCUCAUCCUCCUCUGUGCCCACUGCUCUGCCACCAUCACCUCCCUGUGCCCAGACCUGCUCAUCCGCACCGAUGCCAACCUCAGCCCAGGGACCACCACAGCGCCAGGCCCUGAGCUGCCUGUGGCCUCCAACGAGGGGGAGCUGCUGGCCUGGGCUCAGUUUUCCUACGAGGGCAUCACGUCCUACAGCAAGCUGCAGGAUCCCCACUGGAUCCAGCUCCGCCUGGGAGAAGAUGCCAGCAGGCCCCUGGACUGCAUCCCACAGGACGACUUCAAUGCCACACUGCACCUCGAGGCUGAGGUCUUCUUCCAUGGGAUGAAGGGCUGCUCAAACAGGGAUGCCCAGAGCACCAGGGUCGCCCACAUCAUCCACUUUCAGUCAGAGCCCAGCUCCCCCAUCACGGAGGUGAACCUGUCCCUGCGCUGUCCUGAGACACACAUCAGCAACCAGAUCCUCAUCCUCCAGAGCAGGGCCAACUUCACCUGGUCCCUCUCCGUCAAUAAGUGCCACAUCCAGUUCCUGGUGUCUGGGAAGUACAAGAUCAUGCCCAUCUCCUCGAUGCUGAUCCCUGGGGAGCUGCUGCCUGACACAGAGCAGGGCCUCAUCGCUAAAGCCUUUGAGAAGAACUACAGCAUCAUUGCCUCCUACUCCACUAUCCCAGUCAGCACCCGUAUCAGCCUGGAGAUCCAGGAGCGUGAGACAAGCAAGAUGACAACAACAACAACCACCCCCUUGGCCCCCCCCACCAGCUCACUGCCCCGCAUGCUGCUCCUCACGCUCCAGCCCUGGAAGUGCACAGAUGAAACCAUGGAGAUCGUCAUUGCCAGGUCCUCCCUGGAGCCCAUCAAGGAUGUGGUGAACAUCACCCUGAGGGACAUCAGCUGCCAGGCAGAGAAAAAUGCCACCCACUUCAUGCUGAAAACCCCCCUCAGCCACUGCGGCACCUCGUUGGAGGGCAAGGACCAUGCCAACAACGAGCUCAUCCUCAGCCUGGCCAAGGGUGCAGUGCUCCGGAGCGUGCGGGUGGCCUUCCAGUGCACGAUCCCACAGGGGCUCUUCCUGCGCCUCUUCCACACUGCUGCCUUUGAGGCACCGCAGACGGAGCUGGAGAUCAACAAGGAGGUCUUCGUGCAGGCAUCCAUGCGGUGGGAGGACCACUCAGUCGACCUGCAGCUGACGGAGUGCUGGCUGGUGGCACCAGGGGUGAAGCCAGUGCUGCUGGUGCAGGGUGGGGAGGCACGUGGCACGGGGGUGGCCGUGCUGGAGGGUCCCCCCAGCAGCCACGGGAGGAAGGUCUGGCGCUUCCGCUUCACCUAUGCCCUGCCCGAGGGCGGGCGCAUCCCGAUCUCUGCCAACCUCAAGUGCAAGGUUGGCCUGCAGAAUUACACCAUCUCUGAGAAGGUCCUGGAGGUGACAGUGAAGGACAGCUGGAGGCUGCCCAACAACCGUGGGCUGGGACUGGCUGCUGUCCUGGGCAUCACCUUCGGCGCCUUCCUCAUCGGGGCCCUUCUCACCGCCGGGCUCUGGUACAUCUACUCACACACUCGUCCCAUCUCCAAACUGCAGCCAGUUUCCAGCACGGCACCAGCCUCGGAGAGCAGCAGCACCAACCACAGCAUCGGCAGCACCCAG